Lucilia sericata (common green bottle fly) is the source of this 1487-nucleotide messenger RNA. RefSeq names its product exosome complex component RRP45 (gene Rrp45). The record is from RefSeq and is a predicted model, not a curated record. Bases 95 to 1417 code for a protein of 440 amino acids. Gene Ontology annotation, biological process: TRAMP-dependent tRNA surveillance pathway; U1 snRNA 3'-end processing; exonucleolytic trimming to generate mature 3'-end of 5.8S rRNA from tricistronic rRNA transcript (SSU-rRNA, 5.8S rRNA, LSU-rRNA). Gene Ontology annotation, cellular component: cytoplasmic exosome (RNase complex); nuclear exosome (RNase complex). NCBI's taxonomy places the organism in Eukaryota, Metazoa, Arthropoda, Insecta, Diptera, Calliphoridae. The transcript has 4 exons.
AUCAAAACAUUCAAUUUAACCUAAAAUAUUUAUUUGACGCAAAGCUGGUGGCGUAUUUUUAUGUUUAAAUUGUUUGAAUAAAAUUAAAAUAAAUAUGAAAGAAACACCUUUAUCAACAUGCGAAAGAAACUUUAUAAUACAAGCUAUUAAACAAAAUCAGCGUUUGGAUGGCCGCAAAAAUGAUGAAUUUCGUCCCAUAAAAAUAAAUUACGGGGCCGAUUGGGGUAGUGUUUUGGUGGCUCUGGGAGAAACCAAAGUUAUAGCUCAAGUUUCCAGUGAAUUGGGUGUACCGAAGGCUGUUAGACCCAAUGAGGGUAUGCUGCAUAUAAACGUUGAGUUGGGACCCAUGGCUGCUCCACAUUUCGAAGCUGGUCGUAAUUCUGAACUUACCGUACAAUUGAAUAGGACCUUGGAAAGGACAUUUAAAGAAUCCAGAUGCUUAGACUUGGAGUCAUUGUGUAUACAGUCCGAAGAACGUGUAUGGAUUUUGCGAGUCGAUUUAAAUGUGCUCAACCAUGAGGGUAAUCUUUUCGACUGUUGUUCCGUAGCCACAUUGUGUGCUUUAAUGCAUUUUAGAAGACCCGAAGUUAGUUUAGUUGAAGAUGAUGUAGUUAUACAUACAGAGGCUGAAAAAGAGCCUCUGCCUAUGGUCAUGCACCAUUAUCCGGUUUGUGUUAGUUAUUGCACCUUCGAUGACGGUCGCAUAGCGGUAGCAGAUCCCACCAUAAUGGAGGAAAGAACUAGUGAAUCACAAAUGAUAUUUGGCAUAAAUUCAUUUAGAGAAUUGUGCUGCCUUAAUUUGGGCGGCUCUUCCUUAACAAGUUCCACCUUAUUAUUACAAUCAUCUAAGAGAGCAUCUAAUCAGGCAAAGAAAGUGGUAGACUUAGUUAAGCAAACUUUAGAAAAUGAUUUGGCGGCGAGAGAAAAUCGUUCCAAUGUUGGUUUUACCGAAUGUUUGAGACAGAAUACUAUCACUAGUCUAGCAGAAGAUCGCUUAGUCUUAAAACUAAGACACUUUACCUUUAAUGAUGUCGAGGAAACAGACGAACAAAGACGUAAAAAUGAAUUCUUUAAAAACUUGGCGGAUAAAGCAGAUGAUGAUGAUGAUGAUGACAGCGAGGGUGAAAUUACACUGGAAAGUAUGAAUGCUGCAAAAACUACCUCUGGUGAUGUGAAAAAAUCUACAAAUGAUACUAAAUGGAUGCCUGAGGAAGUUAACGACGCUAAUAUGGAAUCUGCUACUAGUAGCGAGGAAGAAGAAGUUUUGGAGAGAUCUACUAAGGUUAUAGAACAGCCUAAAGCUAGCAAGAAUAAAUCUGCUAGUAAAAAUAAACCUAAAGCGAAAAAGGCAACAGCUCAGAGAAAUACUGCAGACUCAACAUCAGAUUCUGAAGAGGAGGAACAAGUUGUUUUAUAGGUUAAAUGUAGUUUGUAAAAAUAUUAUAGGAUUUUAAUAAAUGUUGAAAAAAUAUUUUUUUAAACUUAAA